Drosophila yakuba is the source of this 887-nucleotide messenger RNA. RefSeq names its product protein apnoia (gene apn). The record is from RefSeq and is a predicted model, not a curated record. Bases 94 to 507 code for a protein of 137 amino acids. Lineage: Eukaryota; Metazoa; Arthropoda; Insecta; Diptera; Drosophilidae. The transcript has 2 exons.
UUGCUAGCCAGUGCCGGAGUCGAGCAGUGCAGUGUCGAACGGAUUACCAGAUACUCAUCCUCAAGGAAUCACCAAACAGUCAAUCAACUCGAAAUGGCCGCCAACCAGAAGAUUGUGUUCGCCCUCGUCUGCCUCUUUGUGGCAUGUGAUUUGGUGCUGGGUCAGCAGCAGGCGGCCAACAGCUCGGAUGCGGAAUCGGAUGUGGCGGAAAGCCGUACUUUUGGCCAUCAUUUCCUGCGGCGCAUCAGCUUCGCCUUGGUGCCCGGCGCCUUCGUCGUGGGCGUGAUCACCACCCUACUGGCGGCCUUGACUGUCGUCUCCAUCAAGGGACUGGGCGUGGGCGUUAUCCUGCUGGUGCUGGCCAUCGGACAAAUGCUGUCCCGUGCUCUUCCCGUCCAGGCAGCCGCCGCCUAUGCCGCUGCACCCGUUCCAGUCCAGGCUCCCGUGCCAGUGGUCUACUCCCACUCGCACACCCAGCAGCCCGUCUGGUUGGAGAAGGAGUGGUAGAGGAUUGACAGGAUGACAGUGCAAGACCAGGAAUAACGGCGAGCUGGUAGCGGGCCAGGAUUCAGAUUUACCUCAGCCUCAGCGAGCGUGCAACCAAAUAAUAAUUUAAGUCUAGUUUAAAUUAUUUAUUUAACUUAUUUAUUUAUUACAAGUCGAGGAUGGCAAAGACAUUUAGCAGAGAGUUUGUAUUGAAAAACCAUUAUGCAAAUUAGUCUGCUGAAUGAAGAAACAUUGCAAUUGAGCAAGGAAGAAAAAUGAUUUAAAUAUUAUAAAGUAAAGAUGUUUGACAAGGGAAAAUUUUUUAAAGCAGAAAAAAAUAAAUAUGAUACCUAUAAUAAAAGCACAUUAAAAAUUAUGUUCAAUAUAGAAAGAGUAAAUGA